GUAUUAGUUGAUAUUAAAGUAUAGUUGAAGGGGUUUUCGCGUAAUUAACCAAAACAUAAAAAUCAAAAAUUCCUGAACGUCUGUCAUUUCUCCCUUUCGAGAAGCGCACACAUUAAACGAUUUUCUCUCGCUUUCUUCUCUGCCAAACACCUCUAAGAAGGAGCCCCCGUAGGGUUUACAGAGAAUCUCCGCGAACUUUGUCUCUUUCGCGUAAUUUGCCGCCUCAAAAUCCUCCUCGGUUCGAUGCUUCUGUAAUUCCCUCCCUGUGUCCUCACCUUGUCCCGGUUCGUUUCGCCCUCUGGUGGUCGGUGCUAGGGUUCCGCGUAAAUGCAGUUGUUGAGUUCUCUUUUCACAUCUCAGGCAUUGCUUGGGUCUCAGCAAUUGCUCAAUUUGGAACUUACAUGUUCUUGUUUCCGUUACUGAAGUAGGGUUUAUAGAUCGAAAUAUUGAUAAACCGGGCUGGAGAUUGGAUUGUUUGAGUUGGUUUGAUUUAGGGUGUUCUCCCUACCCGUCAUUCUCUUUUUGUUCCUUUUUGGUGGGAUGAAUAGCGUGUUCAGCGAGCAGAUACUUGCGGACAAGCUUUCAAAGCUCAACAGCACUCAGCAAUGCAUCGAGACAUUAUCGCAUUGGUGUAUUUUUCAUCGGAGCAAGGCCGAGCUAGUUGUUGCAACAUGGGAAAAACAGUUCCAUAGUUCACAAAUGGUUCAAAAAGUUCCACUUCUGUAUCUUGCAAACGACAUCCUACAGAAUAGCAAGCGUAAAGGAAAUGAAUUUGUUAGUGAAUUUUGGAAGGUUCUUCCAGCAGCAAUCAAAGAUGUUAUUGAGAAAGGUGAUGAUGACGGGAAAAAUGUGGUGUCCAGAUUGGUUGCUAUUUGGGAAGAAAGGAGAGUUUUUGGAUCCCGUGCAAGGAACCUUAAAGAUAUAAUGCUCAAAGAAGAAUUACCUCCACCCUUGGAGUUUGGCAGGAAACGUUCUCGAUCUAUCAAAAUUGUAAAGAGGGAUUCACGCUCCAUUAAAAUGAAAUUGACAAUUGGAGGCACAGCAGAAAAAAUAGUUUCUGCAUUUCACUUGGUACUCAGUGAACAUGCAAGUGAGGAUGAAGAGACAAGGAAAUGUAAGUCAUCUGUACAUCGCAUAAGGAAGAUGGAGGAAGAUGUUGAUCUGGCCUGUAGCAAAGCUAAAGAUCCAAAAAGGAAGACUUUGUCCAAAGAAUUAGAGGAGGAAAAAGAUGUUUUGAAACAGUGCAUGGAGAAGUUUAAGACAGUUGAAGCAAAUAGGUUAGCCCUGGUAUCCCAAUUACGAGAAGCAUUGCAUGAACAGGAAUCAGAACUGGAGAAUAUCCGCACUCAGACGCAGGUGGCACAGGCUCAGAUAGAGGAAAUCAGCAACAUGCAAAAGUAUCUUGAUGAUGAAAAUUAUGUUGGAUCUUUGAAACAAGUAACUGUGAUCCCAACAUCUGUGCAUGUGAAUUCUAAUGGUGUAGAAGUUCCCAAGAAGACAGCUGCAGACAUUGCAGCUGAGGUUGCUGACAAGCUUGCAGCUUCCAGUUCUUCUCAAUAUAUUAUGUCUUCAGUUCUAUCCACAUUUGCGGCUGAAGAGGCCAAAAAUGCUGGGCUGACAAAGUCUUCCUCAUCAUCUGCUACUUUCCCUCCUAUGCAUGCUCAUUCUGUCAGUAGCACGCCAACACGGCCAACAACUGCACCACCAAUCAACACAUAUCAAUCAAUUUUGGUGUCACAGCCAACUUUGCAAAGUCAACCUGUUACCUCUCUGACACAAUACCAUAUGCUUCCUAACCCUUCAUCCCAGCAGUAUCUGCCACCAUCAGGUGGAAUUGUGAAUUCAUAUGCCUAUGGGAACGUCCCAGCCUUGCCACCAGUGCGACCCCCAUCUCACAUUGUCAGUCCUGUGUUGAAUCAGCAACAGUUGCAGAUGACCCAGCCACAGCCACUAAAUUUUGCUCAGCAGCCAUCAGUAUUGCCUCAACAGCGGUUGAUGCCAUUACCUCAGCAACAACAGCAGCCUCCAAGUUUCCACCCCAUGGGCUUUAUUCAGCCACCUGGAAUGGUUUACUAUGGUCACCCCAACCAACCUCAUUAAACAUUCUUAUAGAUGGGAAGAGGUUUGAAAAUAACUAUACCAGUGUACAUGCAUGUGGGUAGAAAUGGAUAAUACGAAUGAGGAUAUAUUCAGAAAGUUACACGUGUAAAGGACUAUUGGUUGCCAUUGACAUCACAUUUCAUCAUAUUUUUGUGUUCUUGCGUGAUGUCUCCAUCAAUCUAUUUGGUAGUAUGAGGUAGCAUUGUGCGUUGGUGCUAAAGCUGGAACCAUGGAUGAAAUUUGAGGCUGUUUUGGAGAAGGAUGAACAUUUCCAAGCUCACGCUUGGGCUUGGUUUUCUGCCCCCUGAGGCGGGGCUAAAGUUUAUUAGGUUGUUGGCAACGGUCUUGGAAGCAAACAAAUCCAGCCUUUUACCAUCAGGGCCUGAAGCUUUCGCCUGCUGCUGUGGACGAAGAGUUACUUCCUGAACACGAGAACUUUUCAGUGCAAACCCUGUGUGCUCUAGCAGAAUGCGAUCCAAUCAUGGCCUAUGAGCACGCCAAAAAGCAAUGCCUAAUCAUGGCCAAGUCUCUCUUUCUGUCUCUGCCUGCCGGUGGCUGUGAUUCAAGUAUUUGUGCCGCAAAGCCAUGAAAAGCAAGCCUAGUGUUACCAUAUGAAUGUGUAUAUUUAUGACACAGUUUCAGGUAAACUUGUUCGAAGGGAUUAGAUAUGUCACUCUGUUUAACUAUUGUCUGCUUAUCUUGGAUAAAUUAUAGUUGAUUUGGUGGAGGAAUAUUAAAGUAUUGGGUAAUCCGCGUAUUAUGUUUGGAUGGAGAAUUAGUAAUCCUGGUAAGGUUCCCUUGCUUGAACUGAGUCUUGAUUUUACGAUUCACUCCGACAGUAUCAUACAUCGUGUCAAUGCAAAGGAAAUGAAUGCAUUUUCAUACUAUUCAAUAAAGAUAAUUAUGUUUAUCAAUUUCACUUAUUCUAAUGGAUAUUACAAAGUUUGCUCA
Messenger RNA from Diospyros lotus (date-plum), 3051 nucleotides. RefSeq lists its product as uncharacterized. The transcript is spliced from 11 exons. Lineage: Eukaryota; Viridiplantae; Streptophyta; Magnoliopsida; Ericales; Ebenaceae. Gene Ontology annotation, molecular function: RNA polymerase II complex binding. Gene Ontology annotation, biological process: mRNA 3'-end processing. Gene Ontology annotation, cellular component: RNA polymerase II, holoenzyme. The coding region runs from base 541 to 2100 and encodes 519 amino acids. The record is from RefSeq and is a predicted model, not a curated record.